ACAAUAAUUUACGGUAAUGUACAACUGUAUAUAUAGUAUAUGAUAUUUCUGAUGAUCACGGUCAUCUAAACGUUGAAAUAAAAAUAUAAUUGUUAAUAAUAAUGAAGUAAUUGUUAAAAAUAAUUAUUUAAAUAUCUCUGUGAGUGUUUAAAUAUUGUUAUGUUGAGUUAAAAUAAUUUAAUUUAUAAUAAUGAAAGAAAUAGUUCAUCAAGCUAACCUGUCAUCGUCAACAAAUCAUCACUAUGCGUCGAAAAACAACAAUAGUUCGUCAACAACCACCACGAGUACGAGCAAUAACACCACGAGUAUAACCAAUGGCAAUAACCAGCGUAGAUACGCAGUACUAAGUACUGAUUGGAUAUCCGCGAUCGGCGAAGAGCUGGGCCUUCAUCCUCUUCCUGACUCGUUGUCAAAGAAACUCGCUGAGGAUGCUUCCUACCGCUUACGAGAAAUUUUGCACAAAUGUGUUACGAGGCUGAGCCACAGCUGCAGGAAGAAACUCCUGUCCUCUGAUAUCAACUCCGUUAUCACAACUCUCUGUGAUGCUGACCCAGUGUACGGAUCGCCAGAUCCCAUGCCAUCUUAUCACACAGAAGCGCAAGUGUUUGUGCCACAUGAAGAAAUUGUUGAUGUUGCCAGCGUUGCUUUGGAGCCGGUUAACUUGUCGCAAACCAGCGAACCUCUCUGUGAUGAAGAUGAACUUAUGGAGGAUAAAAAUACCGAGUUUCGUCAUGCUUACGCUAAACGCGCCUUGAAAAUUUUAUUUAAUGGAUCGAAGAAAACAUUUCAGGUUUUACUGAAUGACUGUACGAAUAAUAAUCAUUUUGACGGAGAAGGGAUAUUAAAUAUUCUAGUUUCGAUCGCUAGAUCAACAGUAAUUUCAAAUAACGCUCAAUACACACGUGUUACAACACGUGCGUGUCAACUCAUUAUUGCAAUUACAUCAAACACUGGAACUGGGUACCCGUACCACAUAAAUUCGGUGGAAAAGUUGACAGAAUUAUUACUAGAACUGUUACUGGGCCAAAGUUUCAUAGAUUCGAACGUAGAAACAUUAUUCAAGACUUGUGCAUUGAAGCUGAUGCUCAGGUGGCCAGCGACUGCAGAUAAAUUUCUACCAAUGCUAGAAAAUGUUCUGUCGCAAGACGACAAACCUGGAAGUACAAUUAAUAAAAAAAAAAUAACUGCUUUGGAACUGCUGGUGGGGAUCCAGCCGUUGGUAUUUUUUCAGCCGUCAGAUCCUCUGUUGUCGUUGGACAAUCUUCUGAACGAGGCACCUUCGGGUUCGAAGCUGUGGCACCAAGUCGCACUUUCAGUUAACGCUCUAGUAAGAUCAAAUAAUAAAUUACCAGACCUUAAAGUGUUAACUGAACAUUAUGGAGACUCAUUGUUGCCUUACUUGAGACCAAUAGACAAUGAAGAAAGUAAAGAAAUUUUACCACGGUUACUUCCUAUCAUUGUAAGAAGUAAAAUACGAUACGCUAAAGUACGUCCUAGUUCGAAAUCACCUGAUGAUAGACUUAAUACGUUUCCUGACUCUGUUCUACGUGGACCUCGACGGGAAAUCAGGUUCGCAUUCGCUGGCGGCAGACCAGUAGCUCCAAAUAACUUACGACGCGUAAGUUUACGCGCGAAUUAUCAAAUAUUACGUGGCGAUAAUCGUGCAAUGACUGCUAGCGUUGCCUGUCGUCGUCUGUUGAUCCUCCGGGAUAAACAGAAUAAAAUAAAAACUACUUACAAUCUAGCUGCUAUUCAAAUUUAAAUUAAUUUAACAAUUAAUAUUAUUUAAUCAAAAUAAUUUGAUACCUGAUUCAAUUGUAUAUAU
Molecule: messenger RNA, 1825 nt
Organism: Microplitis demolitor
Lineage: Eukaryota; Metazoa; Arthropoda; Insecta; Hymenoptera; Braconidae
Exons: 6
Coding region: 191-1762 (523 amino acids)
Biological process (GO): RNA polymerase II preinitiation complex assembly; transcription initiation at RNA polymerase II promoter
Cellular component (GO): transcription factor TFIID complex; SAGA complex; SLIK (SAGA-like) complex
Molecular function (GO): transcription coactivator activity; protein heterodimerization activity; RNA polymerase II general transcription initiation factor activity
Source: RefSeq, a predicted model, not a curated record